AUGGAUCAUGUCAUUCAAGCCCAAAUCAUCAUGGGACAUGGCAAAAACAAUACCGAUUUUAUUCUGGAAAUUCUGCUAACCUCAACACACUACUUCUAUCGUAUGCGAAGACUUCAGUUCCCUCUCAAACUCAGCUUCGCUAUGACAAUCAACAAAGCACAAGUUCAAUCGCUGAAAGUUGUCGGAUUGGACUUUCGAAAGUCAUGCUUUUCACAUGGACAGUUCUACGUCGAUAGUUCCAGAGUUGGCCAUCGAGACAACUUAUUCAUCUAUGCUCCAGAAGGAAAAACCAAAAAUAUCAUGUACAAAAAUGUCAAACAAAAGUGUAAAACAUUCUGUGAAGAUAUGCAAGAGAAACUUGAAGAUGACAACUUUGAAAACCGUCCUAUUUUCAGCGACGAAGCCAUACUCCAUACGAAUGGCAAAGUGAACAAAUAA
This is a messenger RNA of Octopus sinensis (East Asian common octopus), 438 nucleotides long. RefSeq lists its product as uncharacterized. Bases 1 to 438 code for a protein of 145 amino acids. The transcript has a single exon. Lineage: Eukaryota; Metazoa; Mollusca; Cephalopoda; Octopoda; Octopodidae. The record is from RefSeq and is a predicted model, not a curated record.